Molecule: messenger RNA, 714 nt
Organism: Microthlaspi erraticum
Lineage: Eukaryota; Viridiplantae; Streptophyta; Magnoliopsida; Brassicales; Brassicaceae
Source: the annotation of a GenBank genome assembly
AUGCCGCCGGAAGCCACAAGGAAGGAACCUCCACCGGAAAUCAUAGUGGAAAACUCGGAAGAUACAAGCGACAAAGAUAACCAUGAAGAGCUUGAAGAGAAUGUCAUACCACCUCCUGCAUCUCGGGUAUUCAAGCCAAAGGUCAAAAUAGCAAAGAAGAGUCAAAAUGGAGCAAAAGAGUCAAAUCACCAAGUUCCCAAGUCUAGAGCACCAAAAUCUACAUUUCUCGCUAAAGACCAAACCGGAGCAUCCGAAAUUGCAGCCGUGCUCUCCAAAACCAAAAUCCCGGAGAAGCUAUAUGACCCGGGCAGGUUUGUUCUCUCAUGUAAUAUCGGAGGCACAACAUUUAAACGCAGUCUUUGUUACUUGGGGUCUAGUGUAAACUUGAUGCCUUACAUUGUGGCCAAACGUCUUGGGAUACCAAGCUUUAGACCAACAAAGAUUCAGUUUGUCUUUGCGGAUCGAUCGGUGAGGCGACCCGUUGGAGUGGUGACCGAUGUUCAAGUGAUGAUUGAGGAGUGUUACAUUCCGGCUGACUUUGUGGUGUUGAAGCUAGAUCAAGAACCUAGAGAUCCCCUGAUCCUUGGGCGCCGUUUCUUAGCCACAGUCGGAGCUAUCAUUGAUGUCACUUAUGUUGGCCUAGGAGAAGAAGUCAAGAGAGCAAAAACCUCCAGAACCCUCCCAAGUCAUCAAAAGAACCAUGGAUUGAACUAA